AUGGGGAACAAGGUUGAAGGAGAAAAGAAGAAAAAGAUCAUGGAUGAAGAAGAACAAAGGCAUCAUGAUCAACAACAUAGGCCCCUUCUAGGGCACCAUCAUGAUCAACAACAUCAACCUCUUCUAUGUGAUUCAACAUCAAACCUCACAAGUCCUCGUAGAAAAAGAGUACCUGACCCUAACUUAAUACAACAAGUCAUUAGCCAGACAUUUCGAAGCACAGCUCAUUUGGCCAAUCUCCUCCCCACAGGAACAGUUCUUGCAUUCCAACUUCUAUCUCCCAUCUUCAGUAACCAAGGUUACUGUGAUGAUGCCAGCCAGUUCAUGACAGCAGGCCUUGUGAUCCUUUGUGGUCUAUCUUGCUUUCUAUCUUCCUAUACUGAUAGUUACAGGGAUGAUAAAGGAGCAGUUCAUUUUGGAAUAGCUACCUUCAGAGGAUUAUGGAUCAUUGAUGGGUCUAUCACUGUUCCUCUUGAUCAGGCUUCAGAAUUUCGGCUUAAGUUCAUUGAUUUCUUACAUGCCUUCAUGUCAACACUGGUGUUUGCUGCUAUUGCACUGUUGGAUCAGAAUGUGGAGAAUUGUUUCUACCCAACACCAUCAGAUGAAACAAUGGAAGUCCUCACAGCAUUACCAGUUGGGAUUGGUCUCAUUGGAAGUGCAUUUUUCAUUACUUUCCCUACCACUCGUCAUGGUCUUGGCUUCCCUCUCUCUCCUCGCUAA
Molecule: messenger RNA, 720 nt
Organism: Macadamia integrifolia
Lineage: Eukaryota; Viridiplantae; Streptophyta; Magnoliopsida; Proteales; Proteaceae
Product: protein DMP4-like
Exons: 1
Coding region: 1-720 (239 amino acids)
Biological process (GO): endomembrane system organization
Source: RefSeq, a predicted model, not a curated record